AUGCCAGGAAAUGAUGCGUCUUCCGCAACUGCUGCGGAGGCUUCUACGGCCGCUGCAAAUAAACCCAAAAGGGAUGAGUCCCGCGAAAUAGCUUCCGAGUACAAGGGCGGCUUGAGUCGAUAUACUCACAUCGAUCAAACGAUUACUCCCCCUCGAGAACCACCCACUGAGUAUCCUACAAGGCCCUUGGCCAUUGAUCCUAUGAUGCAAGAGAAUGCACUACCACCAAUACAAACUACAGGUUCCUUUAUGGAAAAUAAUCUUGGGGUUAAGCAAGACAUGGCGCCUUUGGCACAUUCUAGGCAUACGAGUCGACAUUUAUCUCAUGCCGGGAGUGAAGGUUCUAGUUACUUAACCGCGCCGACUGCAUAUAGUACUUCCGAACAAAUCAUCACACCACCUAAUGAAACUCGAGAUUAUCUCACCUCACCGGAAGAAGUUUUAUUUAUGCAAGUAUUCGUUGAAGAGGUUGGAUUAUGGAUGGACAGUAUGGAUCCGAUGAAGCACUUUUCCAGGAUAUUACCGUUCCAUUCUUUAGGGGAGCCUAUGCUUCUCAAUGCUUUCCUAGCAUGUGGAGCACGACAUUUGACUCUCGUUAAUCCUAUUUACCAGGAGGACAAAGCAUUAUAUUAUUACGAUACAGCCACUACUCAAUUGUUAAGAUCGUUACAAAAUCCCGAUCGAGAUACUGUCAUUUGUGCAACUACAGCUGUCAUUCUUAAUGUUUACGAGAUCAUGUCUGAAAGAGCGAUGCAACGUAUGAACCAUAUUGCUGGAGCACGAGCUUUGAUCAAGGAAUGUGGAUGGAAUGCGCGAAGUACUGGUGUAGGAGCUGCGUGCUUUUGGCUUAAUGUUGGCAUGGAAUUGCUUAGCUGUCUUCACUUCAAUUGGCAAGUAGCUUGGGAGCCGGAUCAAUGGGGAGUUGAUAUGGACUUUUCAAGGGAAUUCGAGGUUGGACGAGAGGAAGUCUGGGUUCAUCGAAUGUUAUACAUCACUGGUAAAAUCGCAAAUUUCAGAGCUUCUAUUCCACGAUUUCAGGAGGCUUCACCACAGGAUGAGCAAAUUCGAAUGCAAUCUAGGUAUACGGAGUGGCAAAGGUUAAAGAAUCUUUGUGAUAGCUGGAAUAGUAGUAUACCUCGGACUAUGCACCCCAUGGCUUAUUUGUAUCCGUCACAGACCACUUCGAAAUCCGCCUUCCCGGAAGUCUGGCUUCUCAAACGUGCCACGAUCGUUGGUAGAUUGUUCUACCACACAGCAAUGUGUCUUCUCCCUCAAAUUAAUCCUUUAUUGAGCCCGGAAAAUGAAGAGAUGCAUGAAAUGCAACAAAAUCAUUCGCAUUCUAUAUGUGGCAUUGUGGCACAUGUCAAGGAUAGAGGAGUGGCUAGUGUAGCACUUCGUUCUUUGGCUAUCGCUGCUGAAUGUUUAGUUGUUCGACGUGAACAAGAAGAAGUACUCGAUAUAUUUGAGAAAAUUCGAAAAGAGACUGGUUGGAGAGUGGGAUUCUUACAUAAAGAACUCAAAUCGAAGUGGGGUUGGCCAGAUGAAGCGGCACAGCAACAACAAAUGAUGGCACAAUCGAGUUCCUUGUCACAAUUCUUCCCUUCUAAUACACAAGCAGCGACUUCAAAUUUACCACCCGCACCACCAAGGCCAUCGGUUCCCAGUGGUAUCUUGAAUCCGCUUCUCAAAACUGCGGAUUUCUCCCUACCAAAUCAUCCAUAUCAACAAUAUUAUCAACCACCGAAUACGACUAAUCAAUUCACUCAUACAUAUCUUUGA
Sclerotinia sclerotiorum 1980 UF-70 is the source of this 1779-nucleotide messenger RNA. RefSeq lists its product as hypothetical. Bases 1 to 1779 code for a protein of 592 amino acids. Lineage: Eukaryota; Fungi; Ascomycota; Leotiomycetes; Helotiales; Sclerotiniaceae. Gene Ontology annotation, biological process: positive regulation of transcription by RNA polymerase II. Gene Ontology annotation, cellular component: nucleus. The transcript is spliced from 3 exons. The record is from RefSeq and is a predicted model, not a curated record. Gene Ontology annotation, molecular function: transcription cis-regulatory region binding; DNA-binding transcription factor activity.